Cannabis sativa is the source of this 1020-nucleotide messenger RNA. RefSeq lists its product as uncharacterized. The record is from RefSeq and is a predicted model, not a curated record. The transcript has 7 exons. The coding region runs from base 1 to 1020 and encodes 339 amino acids. NCBI's taxonomy places the organism in Eukaryota, Viridiplantae, Streptophyta, Magnoliopsida, Rosales, Cannabaceae.
AUGUACUGUAACCGUCGGAUGGGCAGUUACUUUGAUCCAAAGGUUGGGGUUCAUGUAGGGGUUGAUGUAGGGGGCAAAAGCAAAGUUCUUUCAUUUCCAUUUUCUUUUUCAUUUUCCAUUUUGUUUUUCCAUUUUCCAUUUUCAUUUGAGUUGGUGAAACCCAUACUGUACAUUUUGUUCACUGUGGUGUACAUUACUCGAAGUCUGCCAUUGUUGGAGUUGUUACAGGGAGUGUCAACGGUGUGGAGGGUGAGGUGUUGCAAGGAUUGUGCAUUUCUGUGUGGAGUAACUGGAGUUGUUGGUUUGGUUUAUAAAAUGGUAUUUAAACGGAAGAGGGGGGCUGCAGACAAAAAGGAUGCAGCAGAGAUAAAGAAGAAGGAUCCGAAGGAAGCUUGGCCGAAGUACUACCAAGCCAAUUUCUAUGCUUAUGCUGAUGCACACAAAGAGAAACCUAAAGCAGAUGUGCUUCGUAGUUUUAAGGAGCAAUUCAAGCUUCUUAGCGAUGAAGAGAUUGAGAAUUGGGCUGCAUACGAAGUCGAGGCUUCCCCCUCCAAGGUUGGUGGUAGAGGGAAAGGGAAGAAGGUGAAGGAGACAUUAUCUGCUGAGCCAGGGAUUGACAACAACGAAGGUGUGGGGGACGUUCAAGUUUCUGGUCGUUGCUCAUUCGAGCGUUUGGGGAGAAUAGUCCCACUGCUCAACGAGGGUCAAAAAGAAAUGGUGAGAAAUGCCGGUUUCUCAACAUUUUUAAGGGAGGAUGCCCCGUACAUAGACGCUAAGAUAGUUAGUUGGCUGAUCGAUCACGUGGAUCCAACCACUUCUCGGCUGGAGAUAUUUGGAAGAACAAUCCAACUAUCCGCCAAGCUGUUUGAGGAUGUCAUGGGAAUCCGGGAUGGCGGAGAACCCGUGGCAACCGAAAGUGAGCGUGACCUGGUUGAGUUUGACGUCCUCUUCAAGGCCAAGGACUAUAGGUAUUCCCUGACUUUGCUGGAGAAUGAGCUCAGGGAAACCAGCCGACGUUGA